AUUUCAGUGAUCCUUGAGGGUCCCUUCCAGCUCAGGGUUUUCUAUGGUUAAUCCAAUGUACAUUGAUUUAAUGUUGCUUUUAUUUUUAGGAUAAACAGAAAGCUCAGGGCAACUGUUCUUCAACAGCCCUGAUGCUCUCAUCUGGGGUGGAGUCUCCCCUUGAUUCUUCUGUGUCUGCUGUACUAGAGGAGUUGUACACUGGACUGCCAGAGAGCAUCUCCAGGGACCCCAUGGCAGUGCCAGGGCCCAGCCUUGGAUUAGAUGCACAAUCUGAUGGGCCAGUACCCGUGCUGGCACACAGGGAUGGGCCAUGGACUGCUGCCGUAGGAAACUUUUGCCAGAAGACAGAGGAUUUGGGUGAUGUGCUCCAGGUGAUUUCUCAUGGGCCAGCAGAAUCUUUUCCUGAAGAAUUACUACAGGCUGGAGACUUUGCAGAGAAUGAAAAAAGCAGAAAAGGACACUUUAGGAAACUAGACUGUUCUAGUGAUGGAUACAAGAAAGAAGAUGAAGAGGCACAAGGUGCUGAGGCCCAUCAUGCUGAAUGUUGCCCUUUAACUCUGGGGGAAAGUUGGUCAGAACAAGAGGACCCUCACUUAAAUGAGCAAGAGGCAAAGUCUUUGAGAACCUAUUGCACUGAAAUUGCAGAAUCCCUGAGGAACACAGAAGAAAACCAAGCAAAUGUUCAGGUGACAGCUGAAACUCUGCCAAAGGUUACUGAAGAAGUACAAGGUAUGAAGGCUGAUGGGACUAGGAUAUUUAGUAAAGCAGGAUACAGGAAUGACAGAGUGAGUAAAGGUCUUCCACCUGAGAGCAAUCAAUGCCCAGAUGUAGACACAGUCAUUGCCAGAGCUGGGGUUUCAGAAACCAGCAUCUUAGGUUUUUUAGAGCCUAUAAAAGUCAUGGACAUUGGAGCAGCUACAGAUCAUCCACAAAAAACAAGUGACUAUAGUGGGUCAAAAGCCCAUGCUGCCAUGCCAUUGAGAACAGGGGGGAAUGGUGUAUCUGUUAUGGAGAUUAGAGAAGAAAAGUUAUCCAGACGAAAUCCUCUUAAUGCAUUCAGUACGUCAUUUGCUAAUUGCCAGACUUGUCAGCAGGAUGAAGAAAAUGAUGCUUAUGGCUGCUUUAAGGGUCCUGUACCUGAACAAAACGAACCUCAUGAGUUGUUCUCAGCAGAAAGCUGUAGAACACUCUCCACACAGAGUUCUGAAGUUUUAUGUCCAGUUCUGAAAAGCAUCUGUUAUCUGGACUUUGGAAAUAUGCCACUAGAAAGCAGUUCUGAAGUUCCUGGAAUUAUCAGUGAAACCCCCCAGAAGUACCUUCCCCGAAAUAUCAAACAUCACACUCUUUAUGAUCAUGGAACUGGGUUUUUAGAAAACCAAAUGUCCACAUCUGCACCAGUAGAACAGAUCUUGGCAGUAAGGAACAAAGAUUUGUCUAGUGCAAAAACUGAUCCUAGGGAAUCAACUGCUACUAUAGGAAAAUCAUACAGCUCUGAAUCUGAAGAAGCAGCUGAAGUCUGGACAAAAAUUGCUGUGUGGGAUAAAGUUGAAAUUUGUAGCUGGCCUGAAGCUCAAGAGGCUGCUAAUUCUGAGCAAUAUCAUUCUCUAAGUUUUAGUUCUGUUGCUUCAUCUCCUGAGGAGUUCUCAAAAGAAAAAUUUAAAAUAUUCCCAUCAGAAGGUGAUAAGUUGAAAAAGGACCAGUGGCAAUUCUCUGUCAGUGACCCAGGCAAGAAUGAUAUAAAAGAAAAUAGUUUGUGGGUGGAAACGAGUAACAUUGCUUCCCAUGAAACUGGGCAGAGAGACGUGGGCUUUUAUAGUACUAGCAAUAAAAUUCCUCCUCUCAGUAAGCACAGCUGUCUUCAUCUUAGUACCAAGCUAGAAAAAGACUCACCCAAGGCACAACUGCUUGGAAAGGAAUCUGAGAGCAAUACAACAUCAAAAGAGUUGGCUGGUGGUUUAGUUGGGGCUGCAGAAGUUGAUAGCAAUGACAGCUUAUCUACUGGGAACAAAACAAAUUUGUUUUAUACACUAAAUGGAACUCUACCUCCUGUUUUACAAAAAUCAAGAGAACCUCAUUAUAAUGAGUGUCUUCGUUGUACUAAUAAUGAAGUUUCAUGCAGGGACAAGGUUUGGGAUAAUUGGUCUAGAAAAGAAUUAAUUGGUGCUUCUGGAACAACAGCGGAACAAGUUGCUGAAGUUUUGCUUCAUAAAGAUAGAUUCAAGUCUUCUGUAAAUUCCAUGACUUUUGAUAACUCUAAUACAGCAAGCAGACUAUCCCAAAUGAAUAUAAAAUCUGCAGGAAAUAUGGAGAGAGUGGACACUGGUUUAGAAAAUGAACAUUGUCACACAUGUUGUUGUAACAAUAAGAGUAUAAAAAAACACUGUACAGCUGCCAGUACUUACUGUGUUUUAUCAAGGAGGGUGGAUGAAGUUUUCCUGAACAGUCGUUCUUUUGGUGUUGAAGUUGAUAAAAUUGAAGAAAAUGGUCAUUUGGAAGCAGUGUCUUCAUCAGGAUAUAACAGUAAAGAGGCAACCAUCUUUCCAGAAGCACACGCCCCUUUGGCACGAAGAUCUCUUCUUUGUGAAAAUGACUGGGGCAACAGACGUAUAGCUCUGCGUGGGUUAAAUUAUAUUCCCACAGGAAAAAACAUGUUUUGCUCAGCAUAUACUGCAGAGAAGUCUAAUGCUACCUUGGCAAGAGAUGAGAUUUCAAAUAAGAAUAUGGAGGUUGUGGAACCAUUUGAUCUUUGUAAAGUAAUGGGCAGUGAAAUAGUUUGUGACAGAGAUGAGGCAAAAGAACAGAUUGGCAUGCGUGCUUCCCAGACAGAUGAAUUUGAUGAAACAGGAGCUGUGGAUUCCCCAAAUACUCCUGAAGGCAAUCAGAGAAAUAGGACUGGUGAACAGCUAUUAGUCAGAUAUUUGAACAAAAACAUCUGUGCUCAUAAUUUUGGAUUUUACAACUCUCUGUUAGGCCCAUGGAAGAGAGAACUCGACACACGUGAUCAGAAAGAAAUGCCACUGCUCACAGCUGAUCCCUCCGAGUGUAGCACUUCAACCUGUGAACCACAGCCAACACUUGACAACGUGAAUGUUCCAACACGACGUGCUGGCCAAACAGAAGAGACCCUUUGUUCAUUGGGAAAUCAGUUUCAUCCAUGUCAGAGGGAGUCUGAUGUCCCAGUGCUGGGCAGUGAGCACCAUUUAGAAAGUUUAACCAACAAACCAAACACUGGCUCACAAAUCAUGGGUUGUUCUGUGGAAAGAGACAAAACUGAUCCUAAUCACAGUGAAGAGGCUCUGCUAAAAACAGGUGGUGACCUGCCUCUGUUAGACCAUAAAUGUGUAAGAGAAGCCAGGUUUAAAGGAGCUGUACAAGAGAAUGUAAUGGGUUUAGACUCUUUAAUGGGUGUGAAAAAUGAAGAUUCUUCUUCAGGAUACAUGGACUCCAUUAGUGAUCUAAUUGAAGAGAAGAGAAUCAGACUACAAGAACAUGAGAACAGAUGUGAAAGAAGCACUAAAGGAGCUCUUGAAGAAAACUUUUCUGAUGACAAACCACAGUGCUCACAGCAGCCUUGUUUUAUCCAAUGUGCAAAAGAGAAAGCAGAGCCGGCGUUUGCAGGAAACAAAAUGCAGCAAUCUUUGCCAAAGAUAAAGUGGUUGGUGGAGAACCAGGAAAAUACAAUUAAUGCUCAAUUUCUGCCCAUUUCAUCAAUUCAUGGGAGUCUUUCAUACAAGCCAGAAAAUAGGAACAUGCUUUCAGAUACAGAAAACAGAGAAAGUCUGAGUAUAAAUCCUAUCUUAAAUAACUCUUCCCCGCAGUUAAAUUUUGAGCCUGGUAAAGAAACUUUUGCUCAAAGGGGUGUUGGUCCAUCUCGUUUUGGAACGUCUGACAUCCAAGAAUCUUGUGUUGAGACUCAAGCAGAUUCAGAAACUGUGUCAGCACUGAACUCUCACAUCUCUUUGCCUGAGAAAGAAAACCUGCGUACAUCAUCCGAGAGUACACAAAGAGAUAAUUGUGAUUCAUCUUCAGCUGAAGCUUUUAGCAAAGAUACUUCAACGACAAAAAUCCUUUCUGUAACAAUUUCCGUUAAGAAAAAGUCCAGCAAUAUUGAGGUUCCAUCUUCAGGGAAUGAAUCAGCAGCUGGCUCUCUGAGUGGUGCCAAAAGCUCAAGUGUUUGUGCCCACAGCAAAGAAAGUGUGAAAGGUGAGGGGCUUUGCAUGCCAACUGUGAAAGACAUGGACAUUAGCUCACCAAAAAGUCCUCCUGGUCAAGAGAAGUUUAAGAAUAUAGAUAAGCCUGGAAAUAUAAAUGUGAUUUCAGAUAAAGAAAACAGAGAAAGUCUGAGUAUAACUCCUAUCUUAAAUAACUCUUGCCCACAGUUAACUUUUGAGCCUAGUAAAGACCCUGAAGAUAAAAGGGGUAUUUGUGAAUCCCAUUCGGAAAAGCUUGACAUCCAAGAAACUUCUAGUAAGACUCGGGUGGAUUCAGAAACUGUGUCAGCUCUGAACUCUCACAUCUCUUUGCCUGAAAAAGAAAAUCUGUGUAUGUCACCUGAGAAUAUGCAAAGAGGUAUUUCAUCUGCGGGCAAAAAAAUUAGCAAAGAUACUUCAAUGACUAAAAUUCUUUCUGUAACAAUUUCUAUCAAGAAAAAAUCCAGCAAUAUUGAGGUUCCAUCUUCAGGGAAUGAAUCAGCAGCUGGCUCUCUGAAUGGUGCCAAAAGCUCAAGUGUUUGUGACCACAGUAAAGAAAGUCUGAAAGGUGAAGGGCUUUGCAUGCCAACUGUGAAAGACAUGGACAUGAGCUCACCAAAAAGUCCUCUCAGUGAAGAGAAAUUUAAGAAUACCUGUGUACAAGAGAUGAUAGGAAAAGAGGCAGCCCCUAGAGGAAGGUUGCCCAAAGAUUGUCCAUGGGCUUUGUUGGAAGAUUCUAAAGAGUCUGGUAGCAAAAUAGUCUCCCUCAGGACUGAGAAUUAUGGAAAGGUUUUGGAAGAAAUCCCAAGAUCCAAAUUAAAUAAUCUUUCAAAAGAAAGACAAAAUUACACAAAGCUCCCAAACUUAGCAGGUACUAGUGUACCUUCAGAAACUGUGCAUGAUUGUCAGGCUGGAGCUGUAUCUGGCACAGAGGCUGCCCCAGAAGUGCAGGAUGAUACAACGCCCAUGUUUUCUCCACCUCUGAGCACACUAUCAGACAGUUGCAAAGAACCAUCCCCAAACUGUACGGUUUGCAGUGAAGCCUGUGUGCCUUACAAAUUAAAUGCAUGGAGCAAAGAUAAUGUAAAGGAAGUAAUAGAAGGCCAGGCCAAAAUACCAACUCAUGCAAUUUGCAAGGAAAAUGGGGCUUUUUGUUCAGAGAGACUUGAUCGAAUAGAGGAAGGUCAAGUAUUUAAACAGAAGAAAUAUGGAAAGAUGAAACUACAUCAGUUGGGCAAGGCACAAAAAGAACAGAAGUUAGAACAUCAGGAGAAAGCAAAAAUCAUACUGCAACCAAGUAUGUUGCACAGUUCUGGACUCUUAAGCAGCUCUUCAGCUGAAUUGAUGACAUCUAGAAAUACAAAGUUUGGAGAUGCUUCAGAGGAGAUUGUUGCUGUAAGAGGCAGUGAAAAUAAACUACAUAGCACUUUACAAGAAGUUAAAAGGCCAAAGAUUACCACAGAUUUUAUUAGUUCAGAAUUAUUGAAGACUCAGGAUUCAGAAAUGGAAAACCUGAACCUUAAUUUAGGGUGUGAUGGAAUCCCUGGUGCCUUUGGAACUACAAAUAAACAAAGAGGAACUACAAAUAAACUAAGAGGACCUCUUCCAUUAAAAAUACAACCUGGAAGGACAUGCAAAAAAGUUCCCACAUUGUGUCAGCUAAAAACUGUAACAAAAAAAAGAAAAAUUAAAAGUUUACCUGUCUCUGAGAUUCCCCUGGAAAUAUUCCCUAAACAGGAAAACCCGCUUCUGGAAUCUUUGUACUUUCCAUGUAAACCACUGACAGUGGAAAAGGAAACAGCCAUGAGAUUUGUGCAUAUGCCAAGGCAGAGGGCCAAGAGGUGCAGUUUGUUGAACAGCAUGAAAUUUAGAAAAUGUACCAAAGAACCAGCAUUGUUGAGGAAGUUGUCUGCAAUGGCCAGCAAGCUCCUGGCCCCUGCCAAAAGCAGCCAUAACUUAGAACCUCUGCCAUAUUCUUCUGAAAUUCUUCCAGUGGGUGACAGGUACAGUCAGUGUAGAUCUAAAAAUCUCUUGGAAGCCUUUUCUUGCAUUAACAGAAACGUACACUCACGCUGGGCUGACAGGUGGUGCACCAAGAUGUUCAGCUUUCAGCCUUUGGCACUUUAUCCUGUAGAAACUACCAAAAUAUUUUCUUCAGACUUAAGCCACAAGCCUCCAGCCUCUUUCUUGGACACCUCAGUUUUCCCAAUUUCUUUUCACAUAAAAUUGGACUCCAGUCCUGUGACAGACCUCAGAGGGAUUACAUCCCAGCACUCUGUACAUCACAGCCCAGUUUUCAGAGAAACGCCAGCACCAGCUUCAAAGUGGACUUUGUCUUUUCUCCUGUCUCAGAGCUGUUCAGAUACAACAGCUUUCAAGGAAGAUUCCCGUGUAAAUAAUGAGCUUCAUUCCUCUCACUCCACUACAACCCCCAGGACUGUUGCUGUUCAUCCUGACCCUGGAAGAAACACUGUAGCUGGAAGAAGAGGAGGUUGUUCCAGGCUUGGCCUUCACACAGUGUUAGCACUUUCUUCCCCUGGAUGUUACAGGAUUUGGACAAGAAGAAGAAAUGUAACCAGUCAUAUUCCUACCAUCCAGAGACUAUUUAUAUCGCAGUUGGCACAGGGUUUGAAAGGGGACAGGUACCCGAGGUGUGUGUCCGAUGAGCUCGUCUCCUCAUUGCCAUACUCACUGGGCAGGGUGUUGUCCAUAUGGAGUCAGCACGGUCCUUCUGCCUGUCCUUCCGAAAUCACUCCUCUCCAUUCCAGUUACUGCAAGUGGCAGCCAAGUGUGGGCAUCGAGAACAGGUAAAACCCAUCAACUUCUUUCUGAGAUUAAAUGUGUGCAGGGUAUAUUCUUGCUCCUUUUUGGGAGGGAGAGGGUAAUUGCAGCUUGCACUGGAGGGUCAGUUUCUCCGGUUCCGGAUCUACACAUUCUGCUCCAGGAAUGGCUCAACGUGGAAGAUCCUUUCUUACAGAACAAUCUUUUAGCUGAAUUUAAAUAUAUUUGCCUUCACUUCUUUAAUACUAUCCUGUUUUGGCAGAAUGGCUAACUCUGUUUUCUUCUCCCUUGCAAAAUAUACACACCAUGCAUCAGAGUAUAUAAUGCAAAAGGUGAGCUACUUCAUUAGGUGUAUUCAGAGUGACUGCAGAGGAACUGGAUUUCUGAGGUAGGAAAGUUUUUUUCAGAGGUUUGAGCCACAAAUACCCGUUGGAACCACUGUAAAAUGCUCAAUAUCAGGUUAGGAAGAAUUGUAAAGGGUGGGGCUCUGUCAUUCAGUAACAAUUUUAAUUGUAUUCCAUGACCAUUCUGUGCUAACUGAAACCUCUUUAUGCAUGCUAUGGCUUUUCAUAUGUGAUGUUGGCACAAACAAAUGUAGCUCCAGUUAACAUUGGUAAUGAAUUUUUCUCUGUGUGUCAAUCUUGUUACGAGUGGGAAGAGGACUGAAAUCUACUGUGCAUAUUUAAUUUUUACUUUGUUAUGAGCAUUUAAGAUCGUUUUGCUAAUAAAAAGAAUGAAAGAAGUUCCUAGCUCUGUUACAGGAUUUUUGCAUGCCCUUGAGAAAAGAUUUUGACCUUUAUCCCUCAAUAACAUAGGGCAGUUCAGUCCCUGAUUUGUCACCUUGCAAUUCCUGGGCAGAGAGCUUCAUGAGCACUGUACCAAAGUCUAUUUAAUUAAUUGUUUUGAUUAGUGUGGCAGUCUGUAGAGAACUGUUGAAUUUAGCCUAUGUCACAGACUGACACAAGUGUGACCAAAAAUCUUGCCAGAUAACAAAUGCUGCACUUUGCUUUGUAUAAAUGGGUAACAUGCCUAAAAGUUUAUCACUUGUUGGUAUCAAUUCUAAUGUCUGCCACAGGUGUGAGUGCUCCAUUCUAAAGAUGUCUGCACUAAAAAAAAUUAAAUUGAAUAAUGGCAUAGAGACAACUUUUGCAGCACAUUCUAUGGGACUUGCUUCCAUUUUCAUACCAUACUCUGAAACUGAUCAUACCAGUAAAGUACAGUUUUGAGCACUAAAUUUAAAAAUAACAUAUUGUUAAAAAUAAAACAAACAUCUCCUUAAAACUUAGUUGUGUGUAUAUGGUGAAUUCAGUGUUUUGUGUUGCUGAGGCAUGCUCUCCUUGGGGGUUUUCCCACAGCCCUAAGCCUGCAGGCUCCUCAGCAGCAUAUCCAGUUAACUAAUGUAUAAGAGGAUUUCAUUCCUGACAUGAGGAGUCAUUGGAAAAGUGCAUGCUUUGCUAUGAGUGGUGAUGUUUUUCCCAAAGGGAGAGUAUUCAAAUCAAACAUCUUCACUUCAAGUGAAAAAUAAUCCAGAGUUAAAAUACCCUAAAACUCAAUUUGGUUUUUUUUUCCUCUAAAACACCUUAAACUGUGUGUAUAAAGCAGAUGUAAAUCUGUCCCACUCAGAUGUUUGGUACAUAAAUAUAAAAAGUAUGUUUGGUGCAGUAUAAAAGCCUUUUCAGCUACCACUGAAAAGAAAUGCUUACCUGUUUUAAGGUAAU
This is a messenger RNA of Taeniopygia guttata (zebra finch), 8689 nucleotides long. It is a transcript of the gene PRR14L, whose product is annotated as proline rich 14 like. Lineage: Eukaryota; Metazoa; Chordata; Aves; Passeriformes; Estrildidae. The record is from RefSeq and is a predicted model, not a curated record.